AUGGAUCCAUUAUUUGUUGUCCAUUUGUUGGGAGGAAACAUUUUCUCUCUCGGGACGCGCGCCACAACAACCAUUGCUCCAUUCAUCCGCUAUUACACGGAAGUGAGCAAUAUGAAUGACGGACGAGUCGGAAACAGAAAACCGAACAAGGCUGAGUUUCACGGCCGGACACAUGUCAAGCCCAAGCAAUUUGAUUUGAACAUUUUACUUUUUACAUACGGAUACCUUUCGGAUAGACAUGGCCGAUUUUAUCAGGGUCCCCAUUUCAUCGACAGGGGCAAGACCGCAGCCGGGCAGCUUGCAGGCGAAAAAAAGAGAGACGGACCCACUACCCGCCACUCGGUGAGGUUCUUCACCGAGAGGAACAUCACCAAUAUCGUCGAUAUCGGCUUCACGCAAUGUGUGACCUAUGAGCAAGUCGACCCAGUGGUCUUGCACGUCUGGGCCCCUGCAUCUUACCGCGCCUACAUGUCUGCGAUGCAAUACCUUGCCUUGGCGCAUCACUCAUAUGAUACCUCGAACAAAGGUACACGAUGUACACAGUCUCUCCCUGAAUCUCAUGUGGCGGUUGUUUAUAAGUCCUUGUUUUUCUGCCUUGAUUCUGCCGUGCUGAUACCCCGCGAGGCUGGCGUUGUGAUAGUUGAGUACCAACUCCGCACUGGUUUCCUGCGGUCUUCAGCACAACAACACUACAGUGUCCUACGGCCCAAAUUCACAAAGCACACCACGCAGCCAAUCUUGGCAAUCCUUGCUCGUUCUGGUCAUAGGUAUACAAUGCUGAAUACUCACGAGCCAGGGACCAAGAUCCUCGGAUGGAAUAACGGAAUGGCUCGGUUCCAGAUCUCAGAUUACAGCCCUACGAUAGCACCGGAAUCUCCGAAAGCAACCCAGACCGCCCACGAGGCUCCAUAUCCAAUGAAUCAUCACCAAGUCCUCAACAACAAGUACCUGGGCCGUAUGGUCGAGGGGUCAAAUUCGAGCUGCAGAGGUCCCGGUUAG
This is a messenger RNA of Colletotrichum lupini, 999 nucleotides long. RefSeq lists its product as uncharacterized. NCBI's taxonomy places the organism in Eukaryota, Fungi, Ascomycota, Sordariomycetes, Glomerellales, Glomerellaceae. The record is from RefSeq and is a predicted model, not a curated record. The coding region runs from base 1 to 999 and encodes 332 amino acids. The transcript has 10 exons.